Messenger RNA from Dictyostelium discoideum AX4, 192 nucleotides. RefSeq lists its product as hypothetical. The record is from RefSeq and is a predicted model, not a curated record. NCBI's taxonomy places the organism in Eukaryota, Evosea, Eumycetozoa, Dictyosteliales, Dictyosteliaceae. The transcript has 2 exons. The coding region runs from base 1 to 192 and encodes 63 amino acids.
AUGUCAAUCAUUAAAUCAAUUUUAUCAAUUUCAAAUAAUCAAUCAUUAAAAAGACAACAAAGAAUUAAUAAUGAAGUUGUUCCAACCACAAACUCAUUUACUCAACAACAAAAUGCUGGAUUGUUGGGAGGUGAAUUAAUUCAAACACAACUCAGUAUUAACCCUUUACUUGAUUUAGUUGUAUUUCUUUAA